ACUACAAGUAGAUUAAGAUUAGUAGUAGGAGUAGUUUGCAGCGGAGUACUUAACUAAGGAGUAGUACGUACGUAGGCGCACGCAGCGCUCUGCAUUUUCCUAUCGUCCUUUACGUCUGCUUAACGAUCAUCCGGUGACGAGACGAGACGAGGCCAACUCCAUCGAUACGGGCUCUGCGCCGCGCGUCAGCUCAGCUCUCGGCGACUGGUAAUGCCUCUGCGUGGGCGGGCGCGCAGCCUCCUGCUUCUCGUCCUCGCGCUGUGGUGCUCCGCGCUCCGGUGCGCCGCGCCGGACCUCGCGGCGGACCGCGCGGCGCUGCUCGCGCUCCGGGCCGCGGUCGGCCCGGGGCUCCCGUGGGACGCGUCGGCCGGGGUCUCGCCGUGCGGGUGGCGCGGCGUAGGGUGUGACAACGGCACCGGAGGUGGCCGCGUCGUCGCGCUGCAGCUCCCCGGCGCCGGCCUGAUCGGUCAGCUGCCGUCGGGGACCCUGGGCAAUCUCACCGCGCUCAGGGCGCUGUCGCUCCGCUCCAACGCGCUCUCCGGCGGGAUCCCCACGGACAUCGGCAGCUGCGCGGAGCUCCGGUAUCUCUACCUCCAGGGUAACCAGCUCGCCGGCGAGAUACCGGAGGGGUUCUUCUCGCUCGGCUUGCUGCAGCGGCUCGUCCUUUCGAAUAAUCAAUUCACUGGCCGUGUGUCGCCGGAGUUCAACAAGCUCCCCCGGCUGGCCACUCUGUACUUGGAGAACAACAGAUUUAAUGGCACCCUCCCUGCGGACCUCGACCUCCCUAAUCUUCAGCUAUUCAACGUGUCCAACAACCAGCUCGACGGCCCUGUGCCAGCGUCGCUCGCCGGAAGACCGGCCGGCGCCUUUAGUGGGACAGCGCUAUGCGGCGGCCCUCUAAGCCCGUGCGCGAACACUUCGCCGCCGCCACCACCGCCGUCGCCACUGCCAUUGAAUCCCCCGGCCUCUCCUGAGGACAGCAAGAGCAGCAAGCUCUCCACUGCCGCGAUCGCCGGUAUUGCUGCGGGCGCCGUCGCGGCGCUCUUGGUGGUGCUCGCCGUGAUCUUCUUCCUGUUCUGUUUCCGUCGUCGCAUGACAAAUAAGGCCGACACAUCCACCGAGACGGCGGCCUACGGCGACGAGGACGCGUCACCGGAGACGGUGUCUGUGGCGAGGGCGGAGAAGAGCGGCGUGUCGCGCUCCUCGAAGCCGACGGCCAGCGACGCCAAGAAGCUGGUGUUCGUGGGAGGUGAGCCGGAGGUGGCCUACGAACUGGAAUCGCUGCUGCACGCGUCGGCCGAGGUGCUCGGGAAGGGCUGGUUGGGCACGACGUACCGCGCCACGCUCGAGGGCGGCGUCGCCGUGGUGACCGUCAAGAGGCUGAGGGAGGUGCCCAUCCCGGAGAAGGAGUUCCGCGGCACGGUGGCCGCGCUCGGCGCGCUCCGCCACGACAACCUGGUGCCGCUGCGCUCCUACUUCUACAGCAAGGAGGAGAAGCUCAUCGUCUACGACUUCGUGAGCGCCAAGGGCCUCUCCUCCCUCCUCCACGGCGCGGGCAGCGAGCGCCUCGACUUCACGGCGCGGGCGCGCAUUGCGCUGGCGUCGGCGCGCGGCAUCGCCUGCAUCCACGGCGCCGGCGCCGGCUCGUCCCACGGCAACAUCAAGUCGUCCAACAUCCUCGUGAACGACGCGCGCGACGGCGCCUACGUGGCCGACUACGGGCUCGUCCAGCUCGUGGGCGCCAGCGUGCCGCUGAAGCGCGUGACGGGGUACCGCGCCCCGGAGGUGACGGACCCGCGCAGGGCGUCGCAGGAGGCGGACGUGUACAGCUUCGGCGUGCUGCUCCUGGAGCUGCUCACCGGGAAGGCCCCCGCGAACUCGGUGCCGGGGAGCGACGGCGCCGCGGACCUGCCGCAGUGGGUGGGCACGGUGGUGCAGGAGGAGUGGACGGGCGAGGUGUUCGACGCCGGCAUCGCCAACGAGGCGCUUGUGGAGGAGGAGAUGGUGCGGCUGCUGCAGCUGGGCACGGAGUGCACCGAGCGGCGGCCCGACCGGCGGCCCGCGAUGGCAGACGUCGCCGCCAGGAUAGAGGACAUCGUCGGCAGCGCGCAGCGGAAGACGGACUCGGCCGAGUUCCACAGCGUGGACGCCGACCAUUCCGCGUAGUGUCCAUUUCCGUAGCUGUUUUUCAUUCAGCUCCGAACUGCAAAUUGUGCAAAACUAUACCAGCAUUCCUCAACAUGUUCAUACUUCAUAGAGUCUGUUUACUUCGUUGUUUUCCUGCGAAUUCUCUGGUGAAUUCAAGUACAACAUACAAUAAUUUGUUCAUCGUUUA
Molecule: messenger RNA, 2335 nt
Organism: Triticum urartu
Lineage: Eukaryota; Viridiplantae; Streptophyta; Magnoliopsida; Poales; Poaceae
Product: putative inactive receptor kinase RLK902
Biological process (GO): protein phosphorylation
Molecular function (GO): protein kinase activity; protein binding; ATP binding
Source: RefSeq, a predicted model, not a curated record